Molecule: messenger RNA, 1950 nt
Organism: Pleurotus ostreatus (oyster mushroom)
Lineage: Eukaryota; Fungi; Basidiomycota; Agaricomycetes; Agaricales; Pleurotaceae
Exons: 9
Coding region: 1-1950 (649 amino acids)
Source: RefSeq, a predicted model, not a curated record
AUGGCGAGCCCGUCGUCCAUAACGGUGCCAGAGGCUCUGCAGGGAUCAGAGCCCCUCUUGACUCGGCAAUUUCAAGUUAUCCACGGCGAAAACCCCAAAGAAUUCACGCGCAAACUCAUCGCCAAGUUCGGCAAGCGGUAUAUCGAUCUCGUAAAACAAUACGGCGCAGUCGAGUAUGUUACGGACGAUUCUGGCGAGAUUGUGGAUAUCGUUGCGGCCGAAGAAUACCUCGCCGAGUCAGACGAAUUUGCCAUUGAGCGGUUUCGGAUUGGCGCACACGAUUCACGCCGCUACGGUAUAACGGCGGGCGCACUCGCUCGACUGGCUGACGCCGAGGCUCAGUUCUACGCGAUCCAAUACGACCAGUUGCGAUGCAAUCCAUCAUUCCUACGCGAACAAAUCGAAGAAGCAGCACUCCAUCGCCCAGAACUCUUCCCCGACGCGCAUGGAAGGGCGCCCAAAGUCGCGACACUCCUCGCGAACCCGCGCUUCGUCGGCCAGCUCUGCAGGUUUACGAUCCACAAUCUCCUGGGCCAUCUGGGAAUAUGGAAUAUACUUGGGAAGUACCUUGCAGAUAUUCAAGAGCUGGACGAGCGAAAGGGGCGCUUCGGCGCGCCGAAGAGGAGGGGCGAGCUGAUGGGGUACGUGAAAUUUAUGGUCGAAGGGGAGAUGGAGGUCGUAGAGAAACGAGUGAGGCAUGGGCUCUUGGUCCACACUCUGGACAAGGGCAUUUGGCUGCGAGAGAAGAAUCAUCCCGACUUCACUGGCGCGGUGUUGGGGCAACAUCCGGACAAGCUGGAGGAUUUCAUCACGGCAUUUUCUGCCGACACGCUUGACGGCUCCUUUGUGCGAUUCAUCGCCCCUGACCUGGCCUCCUCCAUAUUAAAGUGGACCACAAGGCAACGUCGCGGCGAUUUGUUCCAAAGGCUGGCGAAAGAGCCUGCGCGAUGGCAAACCUUUGACCCCUUCCUCGCUGAGCAGCUAACCCAGCUCAAGCGAUUGAUAGACUUUUCAGAAAUGCUCGGCUAUCCAGAUGAAGGCACGAUACCCCUUGAUGCUCGGUACAACGGCUUCGCCCUUUCUCUACGACAAUCCGAGGUUACCUUCAGGUCCAUCGACCUCGAACGACACAUCAAGGAUAUUGCGUCGUUGGAGAACCAAAGCUCGUUCGCGAGAUUGUGGGAAGACGUCGAUGCCGCGUUCGAGCGUAAGCAUCAGGGAACACCUGAGAGCUCCAUAGGAUUCGUACAGCCUGCGCCGAAAUGGUAUAUCCCUGAGGAAGCGCCUCGAGUAGCAGCACCACCCCCCAAACCUGCGAAGCCAAAGCCACUCGCUGCGCCUGGGCCCCCGCCACCCCCUACGAAAGUGCGACCGCCAUCUCCUGCUCCAGCCGACGUAAAGCCAUACUGGGAUAAAAGCGCUGUCCUUAACCCCAUCCCCCCCGCUGGUGAAGUUUUUCCCAAAAAAGGCGGCAAAGGGAAGAAAAGUCGACGGGCACAGGCGCCUAUCCCCUACAUCGACCGAGAACCAGAAACGAUCCCAGCGCCGCUCGACGACAAGGAGGGACUGACCCUCUCCUGCGGCAUAAUUGGCCUUCAGAUUGAUAAUGCGGAAGCGCAACCAAAACAGAAGCUGCCUGUGUUCUUCGUAUCGAAGAAGGCGUACGAUGUAUUUGAGAUGAUAUUGGGGGGACACAAGGGACAAUUGAACUUCGAUGAUUUAAAAUCCGCGCUGAAGCAGAUAGGCUUUCGAUACGCUAACGGCGAUGGCUCGAGAGCCGUCUUCUAUCCUCCAGCGUCCCAUAUCAACAUUCCGUACUUUGUUCAUUUGCCUCAUGGAUCGCGAUCGACCCUUGACCAUACGCGUCUAAAGAUCUGCGCGAAGUACUGGAAGACCACGUACGGAUGGACGAUCGACUGGUUCGCGUUGAAAUCCGCCGCCCCAGCGUGA